Messenger RNA from Exophiala xenobiotica, 2209 nucleotides. Its product is annotated as ribosomal RNA small subunit methyltransferase B. The record is from RefSeq and is a predicted model, not a curated record. Gene Ontology annotation, cellular component: nucleolus. The transcript has a single exon. The coding region runs from base 27 to 2135 and encodes 702 amino acids. NCBI's taxonomy places the organism in Eukaryota, Fungi, Ascomycota, Eurotiomycetes, Chaetothyriales, Herpotrichiellaceae. Gene Ontology annotation, molecular function: RNA binding; rRNA (cytosine-C5-)-methyltransferase activity. Gene Ontology annotation, biological process: rRNA base methylation; maturation of LSU-rRNA.
GAUUUCCCACCGAUUGCUCGCUUACAAUGGGUGUUGGACGCCGGUUCAAGAAGCAGGGUCCGCCCGCCACCCUCGAAGAACUGGGAAUCAAUCUGAAAAGAAAACCUAACAGCGAACCCUCCCGUGAACCUGCGAAGAAGAGACGGAAAUCUGACGAGCACGAUUCAAAGAAAUUGGUCAAUCUCGACCGAGCGCUCAGGACCGACAAUGUGACAGACCCGAAGUCAACAAGCAGCAAGACAGGCGAGAACAAGAAGAGUAAGAAGAAGAAGCAAAAGCUGGUCAAUCCCGACGCGCAGAUAACAGUCCCUCCGAAGUUCCCCUCAAUGCCCGAGUCAAAUAAGCAAGAAGAAGAAGAAGAAGAAGAAGAAGAAGAUAAGGAGGAGGCAAGUGAAGCGGAAGGUAUUCCACUGGAUGAGGCUUCUUUGUCAGGCAUGGAAGAAGACGAAAUGGUGGAAGAAGACGAAAUGGUGGAAGCAGAACUUGAAGAUGCAGUGUCUGAGGAUUCUGUAUUCGACUCCGAUCCAGAUGAGCAGCCGAGGCGCAUGUUCUCUGACGAUGAAGACGAGUCCGACGCCGAAGCCCAGCUGACCGCCGCGAACAUCGAGGGCCUCUCAAGAAAAUUAGACCAAGAGCAGGCUCAGGUCGAAGCCGAAGCACAGCAAGAAUUGGAAGAUGCCGCUUUGCAAACAAACAUUGCUAAAGAUGAAGGCGUCUUGGACGCUGUGGCGGCGCAGGGCCUGGCACCGGAUCUGGCGGUUCUGCGAACUCGAAUGACUGAGACUAUUCGCAUUUUGGGCAACUUCUCCAAGCUUGCGGACAAGUCAAGGUCGCGGACCGAUUACACCGAGCAAUUGCUCUCCGACGUUUGCACCUAUUACGGCUACACCCGAUAUCUAGCUGAGAAACUGUUCUCGCUUUUCACACCUGCGGAGGCAUUCGCCUUCUUCGAGGCCAACGAGACACCGCGUCCAGUCGUGCUGAGGACAAACACUUUGCGCACCAAUCGUCGUACCCUUGCCCAGGCAUUGAUAAACCGAGGCGUGGUGUUGGAACCUGUUGGCAAAUGGUCAAAAGUAGGACUGCAGAUCUUCGAGUCGCCGGUCCCAUUGGGUGCCACGCCAGAAUAUCUUGCAGGUCACUACAUAUUGCAGGCCGCUUCUUCAUUCCUCCCGGUAAUGGCGCUUGCGCCUCAAGCAGACGAGCGUGUCCUCGACAUGGCCGCUGCGCCUGGUGGAAAAACCACCUACAUUUCCGCCUUGAUGCGCAACACCGGGGCGGUCUUCGCGAACGACGCCAACCGCCAGCGUGCGAAGGGUCUGAUUGGCAAUAUUCACCGCCUCGGAUGCAAGAACGUGGUUGUCUGCAACUAUGACGCUCAGAAAGCCUUUCCGAAAGUGCUUGGUGGGUUUGACCGAGUCUUGCUUGACGCUCCAUGCUCUGGCACAGGUGUCAUUGGCAAAGAUCCGAGUGUCAAGACCUCCAAGGAUGAGCGUGACUUCUUGGCCUUGCCGCACAUGCAAAAGCAGCUGCUCCUGGCUGCCGUUGACUCGGUUGAUCACAAAAGCAAGACCGGCGGCUACGUUGUCUACUCGACGUGCUCGGUGACCGUCGAAGAGAACGAGGGCGUGGUUCAGUAUGUCCUUCGUAAGCGACCAAAUGUCAAGAUCGUCGACACUGGGCUUGGGAACUUCGGAUCCGAAGGUUUCAAGAGCUACAUGAACAAGAAGUUCGACGACAAGAUGACAUUGACGAGACGAUACUUCCCGCACCGCGAAAACGUCGAUGGCUUCUUUGUCUGCAAAUUGAAGAAGACUGGCGCGACGCCCAACAACGCAGGGCAGAUGAACGGACUGAAAGUAUCUGAACGGAAAACGCCGGUCGUCAAUGGCAGGAAAGCCAUGGCAAACGGUGAUGGGGAUGAAGACGAGGCAGAUGUGGCUCCAGACAAUGACUUCGGCGGCUUUGAUGACGAGGAAGAUCAAAAGUACAUUGCACAGGCUGAGAAGAAGUGGCUCAAAGCUCGUGGUCUCGACCCUAAGGUGGCGGAUCGAAAGAAUACUGAUAAGACAACGGAAGCGAACGGGAUCAAGCAAGCAGCGAAGGCGAAGCCCGAGAAAAAGCGUAGUCGGUAGAAGAGGAUGGCUCGGAAGAUAGAAGGCGCUCAAGACCCAGCGCCGUAGAAUGGCUCAUUAUCAUUGCACUGCAG